GGCCGCAGAGCAACUUCCUCUAGAGGGAGCUGAUUGGAGCGGGAGCCGCCGGCACCUCUAUGAUCGCCAAAGCCUCGCGGGUCCUGAAGGCCGCGCUGGGGCCAGCCCAGGCUGCAUCCUGACACCAGGAACUCACUGGCGCCCGUCUCUGGAGGCCGAGCCUGGGUACCUUACCCUGGGAGUGGCCACUGGCCACUGGGAUCACCGGCCUCCGCCCUGCUGAGCCAACCCAGGCCUGGGCCAGGGUCUGGGCAGGACCUGAGAGAUGGCAUCCGGCCAAGGCCCAGGCCCCCCCAGCCAGGGCUGUGGAGAGCCCGACCCCUCGUCCACAUCAGAGGAGCAGGUGGCCCGGGACACGGAGGAGGUUUUCCGCAGCUACGUUUUUCACCGCCAUCAGCAGGAGCAGGAGGCCGAGGGGGCAGCUGCGCCCACCGACCCAGAGAUGGUCACCCUGCCCCUAGAACCUAGCAGCACCAUGGGGCAGGUAGGCCGCCAGCUCGCCAUCAUUGGGGACGACAUCAACCGGCGAUACGACUCGGAGUUCCAGGCCAUGCUGCAACACCUGCAGCCGACAGCGGAAAACGCCUAUGAGUACUUCACCAAGAUCGCCUCCAGCCUGUUCGAGAGUGGCAUCAACUGGGGCCGAGUGGUGGCUCUUCUGGGCUUUGGCUACCGCCUGGCCCUGUACGUCUACCAGAGGGGCCUGACCGGCUUCCUAGGCCAGGUGACCCGCUUUGUGGCCGACUUCAUGUUGCAUCACUGCAUCGCCCGGUGGAUUGCGCAGAGGGGUGGCUGGGUGGCAGCCCUGGAUUUGGGAAAUGGCCCCAUCCGGAACGUGCUGCUAGUUCUGGCUGUGGUUUUGCUGGGCCAGUUUGUGGUACGCAGAUUCUUCAGGUCAUGACUCCCAGAGGGGCCCUUUGGGGUCCUGAGACCCCUUUAUGGACUUUGGCCCAGCCUUAUCCCCUCCCCUCCUCCCCUGCAGGGGUCCCCCCGCAAGAGUACAGGAGCUUUAGCAAGUGGGCACCCCAGCAUUGGAGGCCCCCAUGAAGGAGUCGGUCAGGCUGCAGGGGUGCCCCAUCAUUGUGUGGUGCUAAUGGGCCCCUCUCAGAGGGGCUGUGACCCCUCCCCUAGCCCAUCUGCUGGGCGUGGAGAGAUUGAUAACUUGGGGGAUAGGCCAGGAGCCACUUCUCCCCAAGGAGUUUUAGCUUUUCCUGAUACCCUUGGGAGGACAGCCCAUCCCCAGCACUCUGCCCAAGGCUAGGAUGGCUGGGGGGGUGGGGGGGGCGGCAGCAGCUCUGCCCCAGGAUUCUGCCCUUUGGGAAGGGCAGAGCCUGAGAGUUGGGCCUGGAGCCCAGGCCCUUCCUGAAUAUCAUAUUCUCUGGGAACAGGACUGGUGGAGGGUGGGGGGCGGGGAGGUGCUGCUGGACUUCCCCCCUCCCCCCCAUCCCUCCAUCCCCCAUUGCCACUGCAGUUGGACUCAGGGAUUCUGGGGCAGGGGUGCAGACCAGAGCUGUCUGAAGCCCUCCAUCAGCUCCUGCCAAGCCUGCCUCCUGAGGUCCUCCCCGUCCCCCACCCUCACCUGUUCCUACUUGCUCCCACCCCAUUCACUACAAAUGAAGUUCACCCCGUCCCCAUCACCCCAACUAAGGCAGGCAGGGGUCUUGGGUGCUGCAGUCCUGAGGACGGGCCUUGCUCAGACUGCAGGGUUUAGGUUUGUUACUAUCAGGGAAAGGGGUAGGGAGCUCAUCUUGAGGGCUGUGAACACCACUAGGAACCCUGGGGUUGGGACCCUCCCUUGUGGCCAGGGCACUGUGUAAUCGGGGGUGUGGCUAGAGGAACUGUGAACUUGAACUCGACCCCCAAUCUCCACCUGCCACACUGCACACCUGCUUAAGCCCCUGGCGUGGGGAGCAGGCUGUCUACCUUGCACUGCAGGGGUUUGGAGGUGGCGGGGAAGGAGUUCUUGAUUAUACUAAAUGCAGGGAGGGGGUGCAGUUGGAGAGGGCUGGCCACUGCCCAACCUCUGAGUGUAUCUGAAAAUAAACUGCAACCCCCCCA
This is a messenger RNA of Phacochoerus africanus (Common warthog), 2058 nucleotides long. RefSeq names its product BCL2 antagonist/killer 1 (gene BAK1). Gene Ontology annotation, molecular function: protein heterodimerization activity; protein homodimerization activity. The transcript is spliced from 6 exons. Gene Ontology annotation, biological process: extrinsic apoptotic signaling pathway in absence of ligand; regulation of apoptotic process; intrinsic apoptotic signaling pathway in response to DNA damage. NCBI's taxonomy places the organism in Eukaryota, Metazoa, Chordata, Mammalia, Artiodactyla, Suidae. Gene Ontology annotation, cellular component: mitochondrial outer membrane. The record is from RefSeq and is a predicted model, not a curated record. The coding region runs from base 266 to 901 and encodes 211 amino acids.